AUGACGGAAGUAGUGACAGAUUCAGAGGAAGAUGUGCAGGGGGAAGUCGAGGACCUGAGCCCCCCUGACUUGGAUCGCACUGGUACUUUCCAACAAGUCACGAACCUCCUGGACAUCAUGGACAGUGAGCCGGCGACGACAGACACGACCGGGUCAGGUGUGGACCUGCGGAAGACCCUGGCCUCGGGGAUAAUCACGGAGAAGGCGGCCACCGCGCCCUCUGUGGUGAUGAGCGCACUCAUCCGCUGCCUGCAGGUGCCGGAGAUCUCCCCCCAGCGCAAGGUCAACAUCUACAGCAUCCUCCAGGAGAUCAUCCAGCAGCAGGGCGAGCUGGAGGAGCAGUGCGUGCAGAGGCUGGUGGCCAUCGCCUCCCGCGAGAUGAGGGAGAGCCCUGAGGUGGAGGGCUAUGUGAAUGCAGAAGUGGCCAGUGACACCCUGGUGGCCCUGUCCCGAAACCACUUCAGCCUGGUCAUGUACGAACUGCAGCACCACCUCAAGCCCCUCAGCCUCACCGACGAGUUCGUCAUCGUCACCUUGGCCAAGCUGGCCAACGGCAACGUGUUCGAGUUCAUGCCGUACAUGGGCAUCACCCUGGCCACCAUGUUCACAAUGCUGAGGCUUGCCAAUGACGCCAAGAUGCGCCAGGUGAUCUGUAACGCCAUGGAGACCUUCUGCGAGACGGUGCAGUUCUACCUGCGGCACCUGGAGGACAGCGGGUACCCCGUGAUGACCGAGGACCAGUUCGCUCUGAAGCUGUUCCCCAUGUAUCGCUACUUUGUGACCGUGUGGCUGAGGCACCAGAACCCGGAGGUAAAGCUGGGGGUCAUCAAGGCCCUGAAGCCCAUGCUGAACCUGCUCCUGCCCAAUGAUGACCUGCGGGAACAGGUGUACGACUACAUCCCCCUGCUGCUGGCCGAGUACCAGGGCAGCCUGGAGGCGCUCUUCAUCACACAGGUCCUGAGGCAGAUCCUGGAGAUGUCCGUCUCCACCAAUACCCCCAUCCCCCAGAUGCAGCUGCACCCCCUCUUCACAGAGCUUCAUGUGCAGGUGUGCACCAAGGCCCCGGCCCAGCACCAGUUCAGCAGCCAGAACCUGGUGGAGAUCGUGCACUGCUUCAUAGCCCUGGCUCACUCCUACCCCAAGGAGCUGAUGCGGUUCUUCUUCAGCCAGAUGGAGAUAAGCCAGGAGGCCGUGCGCGUGGGCACCCUGACCCUGAUUAGGGCUGUGGUCAGCGCCAACGAGCCCAGAAUGAACAUCAGGACCGUCUGCCUGGCCAUCCGCGUGGUCAAGAACACACUGUCCGACACCCGCUCCAAGGUGCGGAUGGCCAUUCUGCGGAUCAUCAGCCAGCUGGCUCUGUCCGGCUACCAGGACAGGAUCAAAGGCUGGGGACUGAAGUAUGUGUCGGUGCAGCUGACCUUAUCCACGUACAAACUGACGAAUUGCCGGGAGAGCUUGUAUCAUAGGGACCUGGAGGAGAAGAUGGUGCACAAAGUGACCAUGGACACCGUGAAAGUCAUCACAUCUUCCGUCAGUGGCAUGAGCAACGAGUUCUGGGUGAGGCUGCUGUGCUACAUCAUGGAGACGAACUACACGGAGGCCCUGGCGCCCAUCUGUAUCAGCCUCACCAACCUGGCGGAGCGCCAGCUGCAAAGCCAGGACGCGGAGGCCGGCGUGGCCAGCAAGAACAAGCUCGUGGACCUACCCACCCCUCAGAAGCUGCUGGCCCGUCUGCUGGUGCUGAUGUCGUCACCCUACAAGGGGGAGGGCCGCGGGGUCGCCAUGCUCAACCUGCUGCGGACGCUGAGCCAGAGCAUCGUGCCCUUCAUGGCCGACGUCUGGGAGACGGAAAUCCCACUGCUGGUGCGGUACCUGGAAGAACACACAGAGUUUACUUGGAACCAGAAGGCCUGGGAGGACAAGCUCUUUCAGUUUCUAAAGCACUCUCUCAAGAAGACCCGGGGGUCCACCUGGAUCCUGCGCCUGAGCAGAGAGCUCAACAACCAGAUGGAGAACUUCGACAGCCCCUCCGUGGAGAAGGGCUUUCUGUACCAGGCCCUGGGCUUCACCUUGGCCAUGGCCCCGGAGGCCGACAAGGUGGAGGUGCUGCUGCUGGAGCUGCUGUACAAGACAGACUACAGCAACGGCUUUGACCGGGAGGGUGUGAUUGUGUGCUUUGGCCUGUGUGCCCGUGGCCAGGUGAAGACGGUGCUGAACGUGCUCCAAGACUUCGAGGAGCGGAUCCAGGAGUCGGAGCAGUCCUGGCAGAUCGGGGCUUGGCGGAAGGACCACCCCUGGGGGCGGGAGACUGUGAAGAGCGCCCUCAUGGUGAUGUACAGCCGUGUGGCCUCCUACUGCCACCCCCAGCUGCUCCUCACCCUCGUGGACAACCCCAUCACUGCCAAGAUUAUUCACCACUACUCCAGCAGCUGCCAGGACAUCAGCCUCAAAAUGGCCUUCAUGAAGAGCGUUGCUCAGGUCACCAGCGCCAUCAGAGGCGUCCAGAGUCUGGAAGACUUCCAGUUUGCCCACAAGGUGACCCUCACCGGCACUAUCGCGGCGAUCAUCAAGGCCGAGCCGCCCGACCAGCUGGCUUCUCCUGUGCGGACCAUGGCAAUGGACGCGCUGGCCCACCUGAGCAAGCUGAAGCCUUUCUACUCCCUAGAGGAGAGCAGUGAGCUGAUGGACAUCGGCAUCUACUCGGUGAUUUCUCUGCAGCCCCCAGGAGGGGACAACGAGUCCAUGAAGGCCCUGUAUGGGAAUGCCCUGAGUGCCCUGGAGCAGCUGAUGGAGAGCCUCCUGCAGAGGCACCUGGACCCCAAGGGGCUGCAGGAGAUGGUGCACCUCCUGGAGAAGUGGAUCCUGUCGGAGAAAGAGUGGGAGCGGGAGAAGGCCAUGAACCUGCACCUGCACCUCGUGCAGAUCUACGUCCAGAGCAUCGGCGUCUGCAUCCCCCUGAAGCUGGGGCAGUUUGGCACGCUGGUGGGACUCGUCGCCCCCUGCACCUGUGACACCCACCUGAGAACCCGCCUGGCCUCAGCCAGAGUCCUCUCCUGCCUGCUGGACCUCCACGCGAGCCAGACCUGCUCCCUGUGGGGCGCUUCCAAGGAGAAGGAGCUGGAGAGGUGCGAGAAGGACCUGUGGGGCACAGAUGCAGACUCGAUUCUCUGCGCGUCUGCCCGAAUCGCCAAGGCAGUGUGCAUGGAGUUCAGCAGCGACGAGCUGGUCUCCCUGGUCCAGAAGCUCUGCGAGAACAUCGGGGCCUUGGGCCCGCAGCACGACAAGGCCUCCGUCACCUGGGUCAGCACGUUCCUGCAGACGCGGGCCAGGGAGCUGGAGGACAAGGUGGCCGAGAUCCUGGGCGCCAUCCUGGUGCACCUGCCGGUGGCGGAAGACCAGGACGUCCGGCGCCUCCUCAUUGAAGGCAUCCUCCUCCUGGCACAUUACCACCAGGACACCGUCCUCACGGCGCUGCUCAGGCAGCCCCUGCCCAUGGAGAGCCACCUGACGGAGGUGUGGCUGGCCGUGGCCAAGAACAUGCCCUUUGCAAGGACCAUGCUCCGUGGCCUGAUGGGCCGGCUACAGUCGCGGUUCACCCGGAGGGUCAACGCCACCUCCAAGGCGGACAUCUGGCGCAUGGCCGCAGUGGACCCCUUGAUGACCCUGUGCACCAUCCACCUCCUCGUUGAGAAUAUGGACAGCGAUGACAAGCUGUCCGACCUGGUCCCCGACCUCAUCUACACCCUCCUGCUGCAGCUGGGCAGCAGCUACCAGCCCGAGGCUGCCUCGCCCACCCUGAAGACCUGGAGGCUGGUCCAGCCGGGGCCCCUGCCCGAGGAGCUGACCCUGCAAAGGGUCACCGUGAAGUCCAUGCAGCUCUUGUUCCGGAGGCUGCACAGCGAGCGCCUGCUGUGGGCCCUGGAGGAGCAGUCGGUGUGGACCCUGCUGGAGAGCAGCGAGACCUUCCUGCAGGGAGUGAGCCUCCUGGCCAGGCUGUGCGUGGGGUUCCUGGCAGGCUACCGGCAGAGGCUCUUGGAGCUUGUGCUCAGGGGCAUGGAUUCGGACGUCCUGAGCUGCCGCGUCAGCAGCACGGCGGUCUGCUUCAUGGGCGAGCCGGUGCUGCACCAGGAGAAGCUGCUGAGGCCGGCGGUGCUGCUACUGGAGAGGGGCGCUGAGCAGGAGGAGGACGAGGCCCUGCGGGUGCUCUCCCUGCGCGCCCUGGGGAACAUGGCCCUGGGGGCCCCCAGGAAGGUGAAGCAGUACCGGAAGCUCCUGCUGGAGACGUGCCUGGGCUCGCUGCGGGUCCCGGCGAGCACCCGCGCCACGGCGGAAGGCAUGGAGGCCCUGACCAAAAUCUUGGCCGAGCUCCGAGAAGGGGACGUGGGGGCCUCCUUCGACGCCAUCUCUGAGCACUGCAGACGCUUCUUCGACAACGAGAGUGAGCUCCUGCGCUUCAAGGCCUUCAAGCUCUUUGGAAAGCUGGCGAUGGUGGUGGGCAUUUCCAAGAAGCAUUUCUUCAAGGGCGAAGUGAGGAAGGCCUGGGUCCCCCUGCUGCUGCACUGCCAGGACCCCUGCUCCAACACUGCCCAGGCCUGCACGGCCACCAUGUUCCAGUGCGUGCACUUCUGGGGCUGGAAGUCGCUGGAGCGGCUCCCGCGGCAAGGCGAGGCCAGCGCCGACGAGCUGGCUGUGUUCCAGACAACCAUGUGCUCUGUGCUGACCCAGAAGAAGCCGGCGGUCCUCUACUGCUUCCUGCUGGAGACGCUGACCUACGUCAGAAACAACCUGUCCAGGAUCAGAAUCGCCUCCUGUAACCUGGCAGGGAUUAUGAUGAAGCAGAUGUCUGCCCAUUACCUGAAAAAGCUGGACUUCCCCUCGCUCCGCAACUCGCUCCAGGAGCUCCAGCUGGACACGGACCCUGGUGUCCGGAGGGCCGCCCUGGAGACCCUCAAAGUCUUGGACGGCUGCAGCCAGCACUGGGUUUCGGCUUCGCCAGGAGGAAGGUCCUAG
This is a messenger RNA of Lepus europaeus (European hare), 5010 nucleotides long. It is a transcript of the gene MROH2A, whose product is annotated as maestro heat like repeat family member 2A. Gene Ontology annotation, cellular component: cytoplasm. The coding region runs from base 1 to 5010 and encodes 1669 amino acids. Lineage: Eukaryota; Metazoa; Chordata; Mammalia; Lagomorpha; Leporidae. The record is from RefSeq and is a predicted model, not a curated record. The transcript is spliced from 41 exons.